Molecule: messenger RNA, 3940 nt
Organism: Hydractinia symbiolongicarpus
Lineage: Eukaryota; Metazoa; Cnidaria; Hydrozoa; Anthoathecata; Hydractiniidae
Exons: 1
Coding region: 870-1490 (206 amino acids)
Source: RefSeq, a predicted model, not a curated record
UAAUAGCAGCUGAAAAGGACAAUAGAAAGCCAGUUCCUUUGUUAUAAAAGAUCUCAUUCAUUUGUACGAUAGCGUCUUUUAGGCCUAGAUUAGAUGCCUCAUGUUUGCCGUGCGAAACUUAAUUAAAAUAGCGUAAAAAAAUCUAUGUCUAUUUAGUUCGACUAAAAGACGACGUCUAAUUCAACGUAAAUAAUUAGGUCGACGUUAUUCAAAAAGUACAGCAGAAUUUGCCGAUUCAAUCGGCAAAAGUGAGGCACGGGAUUAGAUGGCUAAUUUUUGUCGAGCUAAACUAAAAAAAAUCGGGUUUUUAUUUUCCGAGUGAAAAGUACGCAUGCGCAGUAAUAUAACUCGAAUUAAUUUUAAACGUCCCGCGCAAAUUUGUUUGAAGCACGAGGAGAGCAUACUGAAUGAAAGUAAACAAACAAACUUAAAAUGUCUGAAGAAUUGGUGAGUUAGAAUUUAUAACCAGUAAAAGCACUUUCUAACCUAAUCAUUAUUAUAUAUAUUUUUUUGUUAUUUUUGCAGAGUUUGCCAUUAUUAUCAACAAUAACACAAGACAAUCCAAUGUCAUCAGAUGAGAGUGAAGAGGAUGCUGAUAAUUUUGAAGUAUUUAUGAAAAAACACACAAAGAAAAAAGGUAGUAAAACUGGACGAAAAUCUCAUUGGCAAACAGAUAUGGUUAAUGAUUUAGUAGAUAUCAUCAUUGAGGAUGAAAAUUUAAAAAAAAGCUACUAUUAACCAAUAUAAAAAACGUUAAAAACAGUGAUUACUAUAAGCUGGUAAUUGAAGAGCUAAAAGGAAGGUGCGAGUUGAGAGGUGUCGAAUUUCCUUUUGACAUUAAUCAAACAAGGCAAAAAUUCAAACGUUGCAUGACAGCUUGUAGGGAAGCUGCCCUAAAAAUUAAAACAGCUUCAGGAAUCCAAAGAUUUCAAGAAGACAAGAAUUUUGGCACAUGGUUCAACAAACUAUUUGCAGUCGUAAAAUCCAUGGACAGUUGUCAACCCGAACAAUCACUGGAGCCAAAUUGUGCACAAGCUGGUGUGCCAAGUGGUAGCGAAACCACACCGCCUUCCAGUAAUGAAACUGACAACUGUCCUGGUAAUAAUAAAAAAAGAAAGUUAUUUGUACCAAUUCACGAAACAACAAAAAAAGCAAAAACGUGGAGGGAGGAAAACAUCACUCAAGGUUUAUGUGAUAUUAACAAUGCACUUUCAAAUGAUCCUACAGAAAAAAUAUUAGAUUUUUUGAAAGAAGAAAGCGACAGACAGCAACAACGUGAUAACAGAUUCAUGGCACUUUUAGAACGGAUGGUGACAAUGCCUGUCCAGCAGCCAAUUGUUCAACAACCAGUACACCAGGCAUAUACACCAUGGAAUUUCAUGAAUUCCCCACCCCCUCAUCCACAACAGCACCAUAGUCAUGCUAGAUAUGGUAUGAGCUACCAUCGUUUAAAUAUGGAUAAAGAAGGACCAGUGUAUGAAAAUUUAUAAAGGUUUUUAGUUGUUGUAAAAUAUUAUUUUAGACAUUGAAAAAGUUUACAAUGUUUCCUCGUCUUUUCAUUAAAAAAGCUAUCUGCUAUUUUAUCCCUUAUCAAUUUUGAAUUUUAAGGGACUGUCUCUCAAUUUUCUUUGGUUCGUGCUUGUCAUUUGCAGCAAAUCUCGUAGUUUCGAUUGCGGUCUCCUCUUGUUUGUCAGUGGAUCAACUGAUAAAUCAAUGUUACGUGGAAUAACGUCCCCUUUUUCAAUACAGAUAUUGUGCAAAACAACACAAGCUAAACCCAUUUUUUUUAACUGUUUCCUUAUGACUUUCGCACUUUUUACUUAAAAUUCGCCAGCGACCCUUUAGUUUACCAAAUGCACCUUCACUAACCAUUCUAGCACGGCUAAGGCGGUAAUUAAAAUAUCUUUUGCGCUCUGACAAAACAGCAUCACCAUAUGGUUUUGUUAUCCAUAUCCUCUUAGGGAAAGCGCCAUCUCCUAAAAUUAAUGGAGGAAAACAGAUAUCUUCGAUGUUACACAUUGUAUUUGGUAAAACGUCACCAGAAAUAAUUUUUGACCACAAGUUUGUUGAUUGAAAUAACGUGGAGUCAUGAGUGUUACCGGGUGCACCAAGACUUGCCCAAUUAAAUCUGUAUUUAGCAUCAACUAGGGCUAGAAGAAUAACGGAGUAAAAAUUUUUAAAAUUAUGGUAUUGUUUCAUUGACUCUCCUCCUCCAGGUGGGCACUUAAUUGGUAAAUGAGAGCCAUCGAUGGCUGAAAAACUAUAAGAAAACUGCCAUUCGGAUUCCAUUUCCUUCAUUUUUGAUUCAAAGUCUUCCUUUGUUUUCGGAAAAUGUUUCUCAACAGCGUCAACCCAUAAAUUUUCUACUACUGCUUGGCAAACUUCUUCCACGAUCUUUAUAACAGUCGACUCGCCUAUUCCUGACAUUUCGGACAAUGUGUAAUUAUAAUCUCCUCUAGCUAGUUUAUAUAAGCAUAUUGCAAGGCGCAUGUCUGGACUAAUUGGUUGUUCUGAUGUUGUUUGCUUGGAAAUAUCAGCCUCAAUGUUAGCCAAGAUAUACUGAAAAGUUUCCCUACUGACUCUGAAAGUUUCUUUAAAUCUUUUAUCAGAAUACUCGUUUGAAACCAUCUCCCACCAUCCAGCAUUUCUUCGAAAACGUCUACAACAUCGGAUCCUUCUUGGUCUGUUUAAACUUUCGUUAUGCUGCUUUGAAACCAGGUAGCGAUAUCUCGACAACAAUCUCUGUCAGCGAUGAAUCGCUGAUACUAAAAUCACCAAAAUUCUUCUUCUUCUUGCAUACCAGGAUGCUUUAUUUCUUAAAUAUUCCAAAACUAAACAAAUGAUAUCUUCUCUCGCCAUUACUCUUUCCUUUAAAAUACAGCAUGAAAGGAAACACGUAGAUUUUAUUUUGUUCAUGGUCACACCGACCCUGUUACAAUAUUUUACUUUUAUUGUGAAAUUGAGUGGAACAAUAAACCACGGAUAUUUUAAAUGCAUGGCAUUUAGUUUAACUCGGCGUAUAAUUCCACGCCGUGUCGAACUAAAUACCAAUGUCGCUCUUUUGCCGAUUUUAAUUUAAUUAAGUUUCGCACGGCAAAAAUGAGGCGUCUAAUCUAGGCCUUAUAACUAUCUUUUAAUUAAUUGCUAUGCAAAUUAUAGUUUUGCGGUAAAGAGAAGAAUUUUUAACUUAUGAUUAAUACACGGUUUUCCAUAUAAAAUGAGAGGAAAACUAAGAACAAUUCUCGUUCUAAAUGUUUGGUUUGACCAAUGAAAUCCUUAUAUGUUCUAAUGAAAAAGAGGGAAUCUAAACCUUUAUUCACCAAGCAACCUGGUCCUUACCCAAACUACGCAUUUUAAUACAUUGUCAUAACAUAGAUUUACCUGGAUUGUUUCUUUUUUUUGUUAUUUCUUGCUUCUCGAGUUAAUAUUUUGAAUUAGCUUCUCCGUGCGCACGUGUUGUAAAAUUUUCUACUGGGCUGGUUUUUACUUGCGCACGUGUUAAUGUAGUCGAAAUGCAUUGUGGUAUACUAUGGCAGCUCUCAGCUAAGCGACAAAUCGAUUUUAAAAAUUUAAAACAAGAAGCCCUGCGGCUUGAAGAUUUCCGUCAAUAGCCUGGAAAUUUGAAGUGUACCUUGAAAACGGAGAAUUAUGGGGUAAACAAAUCACUGACUAUCCCAAUUCUCAAUUAUUAUUGUAACUAACCUGCAAUGUUAAAAUACAAUCUAAUAAACUAGAGGCCCUUAGGCCUUGAGGUCAGCGCGACUGAGAACUUUAAAUGUGUGAGUGAGAAUUGUUUAUCCACGAAAGUAAAAAAGAAAAUUUUCUUCCGCUUCAAGAUAGUAAAAUUUACCCACUUUCCUCUGAAUAACGAUAUUAGUUCAAAUAUCGUCUCACUUCUUAUGCUUAGUUUCCACUGCGAAAUAGCGUGAGAUAAUUGGCA